CAGUCUCGCCUCUCCACUCUCCCUCCAUCAUUUCGCGGGGGUCUAAACAUAGGCGCGAGCUCGGCGCACGCGUCGCCCGCCCGCACGCACGCUCACCGUCGGAGAAAAAAUUCCGCCUCUCUCGAUCGCGAUCUCGUUCCCCGCCCCCGCCCCCGCAUCGAGAUCGCGCCUCGCCCGGAUUCGAAUCGGGUUCGCCGGCCGGUGGUGGCGGUGGUGGUCGCGGUGGUGGUGAUGCGCCGGUGCUGGUAGCCGCGCGCAGGCAGGCUCGGGUCGGGUCGGCCGGACGCGAACGAUGAACCUCGUGCGGGGCGUCGCCGAUCUGCUCCGCAAGUCGCCGCAGCCCCCGGCGCCGCCCGCGCCCCUCUCCCCCUCCGUCCGCGGCGGCUCCUUCCCCGGCGCCGACAUCGACGACGCCCCCGCGCCCCGCGUCGUCUUCAGUGAUAGCACUGAGGAGGGAGUCUUAAGUACACUUUGGCAGAAGUAUGAGAAUGCCCAUGAUAAGGAUGAAAAGGAGAAAUCACUGCAAAUUUUUGUCUUACAAUUUGUACAAACAUUCAGAGACUGGGGUCCAUACCAUAUUGAAGAAUUGGUUGACCAAGAAUUGGGAUCUGAUGAAACAGUCGUUGGAUGCUCUUAUGGGCAUCCUUCUGAGGUCAUUCUUAUUCUGAUCCAGGAAAUUUCUUUAAUAACUUCAACUAUCACUGAUAGUGGCACCAGUCCAGAAUCUUCUCCGAAGCAUUCAGACCAACUAGAACCCCUGGAACUAAGCGCUGAAAGACUGCAUGUCCUGGAAUGCCUGACUAUUCUGACUCGCUCCGUGCAUAAUUGUAAAGUAUUUAGCUAUUAUGGUGGUGUACAGAAGGUUACUUCUCUACUAAAAGCCGCUGUUGAUCAGCUGAAAGCCUUGAACAGUUUGCAUGCUGUAGAUGACCAAUCUUCAGGCCAAGCAGUAGAAAAUACAAGGAUGAUGCUAAAGAUACUCAUAUGCAUAAUCACAAUAAUUUCAAACUUCAUGAAGUUGGAACCAACUGCUACAAGGGACCCCAUUUUUGUCGAUACCACAAAAUAUGUCCGAUCGAGCAGUUAUUUGGCUACGGCAUCUCCAAGUAUUCCAGAAAACACCAUUGCCGAUGCACUUCAACAUUGGCAGCAAAACGCUAUUAUUCUUGUACUGGAAGCUGGUUGUGUCAAUCGGUUAGUAGAACUGUUACGGGUCAUUCAGAGGCUGAAUUUGAAAGAGCAGUGGACUGAUCUCUCACUUCAUUUUACCACUUUGUGCACUCUUCGAUCAACUAUAUCUGGUACCCGUGCGCAGAAUCAUUUCAGAAGCAUUGGUGGGCUGGAAAUUCUACUGGAUGGACUAGGACUUCCUUCAAAUAAAUUUUCAGUUUCAAAACAUUCAUCUAUAUCAAGAGAUGAAAGGGGUGAAAUUCUUCUUCUGCAGCUACUAUAUCUGGAAAUUCUGAGUGAGGCAGUAUUUGGCAAUGUCAACAACUUGGAAUUUUUAUGUGAAAAUGGAUUGGUGCAUAAAUUUGCAAAUAGCAUCAGUUGGCCUGCAUUUAUGAUUAAGGAGUUUCACCGGCAAAAGGAUACCACGAAAACUCUUCUCGCAUUAAAUUCUAUCUCUGGUCCAGUUCAUUUUCUUAAUAUAGCAGAAUGGAAUGACUAUUCUCUAAAGUUGAGCAUUGCCCUUUGUUCUUUUAUUCUCCCCUCAAAUGUCAUAAAAUGCUGUUCUGAUGAAACUGCUAUCAACCAAAUUACGGCAUCCAUCCCAUCAGCUUAUCAGGAGCAAUCCGUGAGAUGGAUGAUAAGGGUUCUCCUAACAGUCUUUCUUUGCAUCAAAGCUUGUGCUUGUGAAUCGGAAUUACCAAGCCAUAUAAAGAUAUUAUCCAAAACCAUUCAAAUUUACACGAUCCGUACAUUCAGAAGGGUUCUUGUUUCAUCGCCAGCUCUACUCACAGCUUUUCGAGAGGAAGGUGUGUGGGACUUGAUAUUCUCCGAAGACUGUUUCUAUGUUGAGUCAUCUGUGGAAGACAUCCAAUUUCAUAUUGGUACAGAGAACCAAAAUGACAAUGUCAGAAAUAAUAGGAAAGCAACUGAUUAUAAAAGCUCAUAUCGGAUUGAUGUUAACAUUCUUCAAGUGGAAGCUAUUUCCUUUCUGGAAUUUGCUGCGACACUUAAUGAAAACACAUAUAAUCUGCCAGAAUGCUCAGCACUAGUGGAUGCACUUGAGCAUUGCGUUUCAGAUGCGAUGGUGGCCAGCAUUCUUCUUAAAUGCUUUCGUGUUAUUCUACAACUUGCCACAGAACAAACUUUAGCUUCAUUCAAAUCCUUGGAUGCAAUCACUAGAGUCCUUAAGGUCGCAUGCCUUCAAGCUCAGGGACUACAAAACUCCAGGAAUUUGCCUCAUCCUGACAUUACCAUCAAUAGAGAUGGUUCUCAGAAAAUAUAUAUUGAGAUGACUUCACCUGAGGACAGAAUCGAUCACACACUUACAUGCCUAAAAUUAGGUGUAAACCUCCUUAAGGAUUAUGUAACUAUAUCUAGCGAUGGAAGAAUUCAAGUUUUGCAUAAUGCUGACUGUAUUGAGUGUUUAUUCAACUUAUUCGAAGAAGAGAGCCUCCGAAAACAAGUACUGGAGCAAGUUCUUGCCUUAUUUAGGUUGCCUCCAUCCUCAGCACAAGAUCAUGCUGCAAAGUUGCAGCUAUGCUCCAAAUAUUUGGAGAACUUCACACAAGCAAAUGAAAAUGAAAAGGUCAAUUCGGAAUUGUUAAUUGAUCUACUGGUCAGCAUGAGAGAGAUCAUUAUGAUGGACCGCGUGUACUAUCAAAAUCUAUUUCGCAACGAAGGGUGCUUUCUGCAUAUCAUCUCUUUGUUGAACGGAACUUUCAAUGAGGCAACUGGUGAGCGCUUGGUCCUGAAUGUCCUUGAGACAUUAACCUUACUGCUUGAGGGAAAUAAUGCUUCAAAGGCCGCUUUCAGAGUGCUAGUUGGUGUGGGUUAUCAAACAUUACAGAGCUUGCUAUUGGAUUAUUACAAAUGCUUGCCAAGUGAAAGGCUCUUGGAUGCAUUGCUUAAUAUGCUAGUUGAUGGGAAAUUUGAGAUAAAUGAGAAAACAGCAAUAAAGAACGAAGACGUUGUUGUAUUAUUUUUGAACAUUUUACAGAAGAGCAGCACAUCACUUCAGCAUUAUGGGCUUGUUGUAUUGCAGCAGUUGCUGAAGCAAUCCAUUACAAAUAGAACCUAUAGUUUCAGAGCAGGGUUGCUUAGUGUUCUUCUUGAUUGGUUUUCAAUAGAAGAAAAGGAUGAUACAGUUAACGUAAUUGCAGAGUUGAUUCAGAUUAUUGGCGCACACAGCAUAUGUGGGAAAGAUAUACGGAAAAUCUUUGCCCUCUUACGCAGCAAGAAUAUUAGUGCCAAGCAGAAGCACACUUCUUUGCUUUUGAGAAGUCUCAGCCACAUGCUCAAGGAAAAGGGCCCAGAAGCUUUUUUUGAGUUCAGUGGCCAUGAUUCUGGUAUAGAAAUAAAAUCUCCAUUUCAAUGGCCUUAUAAUAGGGGGCUAUCUUUUUCUUGCUGGUUGAGGGUAGAAAACUUCCCAGAGAAUGGUAUGAUGGGCCUUUUCUCCUUUUCCACAGAAGAUGGAAAGGGGUGCUCAGCCAUGCUUAGCAAAAGUGCUCUAGUAUAUGAGACUAUCAAUAAAAAACAUCAGUGUGUUUUGUUACAACUCAACCUCCCACCGAAGGAGUGGAAGUUCCUUUCUGUUACUCAUACAAUAGGAAGGGCUUUUUCCGGAGGAAGCCAGGUGAGAUGCUAUGUUGAUGGGGAGCUAGUAUCAUGUGAGAAGUGUAGGUAUGCAAAAGUGAACGAGGUAAUGACCCGCUGCACCAUCGGUACAGAACUGAUUCCUCUUGGCGAUGAACCUAAUUCUAUUGGUUUUGAAAGGACUUCUGCCUUUACUGGUCAAAUGGGCCCAGUUUAUGUGUUUUCUGAUGCUCUCUCCUCAGAGCAAAUAAAAGGCAUAUAUAAUCUGGGACCAAGUUAUAUGUACUCCUUCCAUGGCGAUGAUUCCUUGUACAGGGGGAUUUUGGACGCACGAGACGGCAUCUCAUCAAAGAUUAUUUUUGGUCUUAAUGCACAGGCUAGUGACAGCAAGACUUUGUUCAGUGUGUCAUCCACACUUGAUAGUGCUGACAAAAACACAGUUGAAGCAACAAUCAUCGGAGGGACAAAGUUAUGUUCACGACGCUUGCCACAGGAUAUUAUCUAUUGUGUUGGAGGAGUCUCUGUAUUUUUUCCUCUCUUCACUCAAUUUUGUGACGCUGUAACUAAUGGUGGGCAAUAUUGUUAUACAUCUGCCAUCAAUGAUAAAUUGGCAGCUGAGGUUAUUGAGCUUGUCGCGUCUGUUCUGGAUGGAAAUGUAUCGAAUCAACAACAGAUGUAUCUUCUUUCUGGGUUAUCCAUUCUGGGUUUCUUGCUUCAAGCUGCUCCACCUCAGCUGUUAAAUAUGAAAACACUUCCUGCAGUGAAGUAUAUGUUUGAUGUUUUAAGGAACUGCGGUAUGUCUAAAGUUCUUCUGAAAGAUGCUAUUUCACGAGUUUAUUUGAAUCCAGAAAUAUGGGUAUAUUCAAACUAUGAAGUGCAGAGAGAUCUUUAUAUGUUACUAAUACAAUAUUUUGAGACGGAUGGAAGAUUUUUGCCACUACUAUGUGGACUUCCUAGGAUUAUUGACAUUGUGCGCCAAUAUUAUUGGGAAAAGAUAGAUUCUAAGUGUGUUGUUGGUUCAAAGCUGCUGCAUCCAAUUACUAAACAAGUUAUUGGAGAGAGACCUAAGAUAGAAGAAAUCCGCAAGCUUCGGCUUCUGCUUCUGAGUUUAGCAGAAAUGAGCAUAAAGAUCAAAGUUUCUCCAGCUGAUAUAGGAGCUCUUAUAUCAUUUGUUGAGAGGAGCCAAGACAUAGCAUGCAUAGAGGACAUACUGAACAUGAUCCUUCGUGCUCUUUCAAAUGGUUCGCUUCUGUCAUCUUUCUUGGAACACGUAAAUGCCCUUGGUGGCUGUUGCAUUUUCUUAAAUCUUCUGAAGAGGGAAUUUGAGCCGAUCAGAUUGUUGGGGCUUCAGCUCCUUGGAAAGCUUUUGGUCGGGAGUCCAUCAGAGAAGAAAGGAGCAAUAUUAUUUACCUUACCCACAGGAAAAUCUAGGAAAGAAAUGACAUCAGCACCUCAAUUGUUUUUCCAUGUAAUAUCUGAACGGCUCUUGAGAUUUCCACCCUCAGAUAAUUUAAGUGCAACUUUUUUCGAUGUUCUUCUGGGCAGAACCAGUCCAAAACAGGUCCUACAAGAACAUUCUCAGUCUGAUCCAUCAAAAGAUACGAAUUCCAACACUUCAAGCUUGGAUCACUUUUUCCUUCCCCGGACUUUGGUUUGCAUCUUCAAAUAUAUGCAGUCUUGUGAAGAUUCUUCAGCUCGCACGAGAAUCUUAACUAACCUCCUUGGUUUACUCUGUUCAAACCCUACAAACAUUGAGGAGUUAAUGGAGCAUGGUUGGAACUCUUGGCUUGAGACAUCGACAAAUCUCGAUGUAAUUAAGGAGUACAAACCAGUCUCUAAAGCUGAGUUAGACAAUGUGGAUAUCAAUGAACUAAUUCUUGUUAGGAAGUUGUACUCGUUGGUCCUUUCAUACUACCUGAGAUCUGUAAAAGGUGGCUGGCACCAGCUUGAAGAUACAGCUCAUUUUUUCCUUCUGAAAUUUGACCAGGGGCAACUAUCAAGUUCUUAUUUGCUGCGGGAUAUACUUGAUGAUAUUGUUGGGAGCCUGCUUCAGACAUCUUCAGAAGAAAAUAUUUUCCUUUCACAACCUGCCUGUGAUAAUGUCUUGCAUCUUUUGAAGCUUAUCCAGGAGUUGCUUGUCAAUCAAAUAGGAAUUAAGCUAUUGUUUUCAUCUCCUAGCACUACGGACGAAUCUUCAUCCGAUGACAAAUGGAAAGAAGAUAUUAAGCUUACAAUAAAUGAAAUUUUAGAUGCUGAGACCAAUGAUCAGUGUAGAAGUUUUCCUUGGAGCUCGUGCCAAUUUUCUGUUGGGGAUGAAGUAAGUGAUGAUUGGUGGAGCUUCUUUGACAAGGUAUGGAGUAUUAUAUGUAAUUUGAAUGGGAAAGGACCAAGCAAACUGAUCCCAAAAAGUCCCCAAAAUGUUGGAGUCCCAUCCCUGGGGCAAAGGGCACGUGGAUUGGUCGAGUCUCUGAAUGUCCCUGGUGCAGAAAUGGCGGCUGUUGUUGUAUCCAGUGGUAUUGCAAAAAUGAAUAUAUUUGCCGACAGAGCAACGAUAUUGAGGGAAGAGAUAUUCCCGAGAAUUUUCUUUCACCUUGUUAUUCUCUACCUCUGCAAAGCUGGAUUGGAGAAUGCAUCCAAGUGUGUUUUGCAGUUCAUGUCAUUGCUUCCCUUUCUCAUUGCAGACGAUGACCAAAGCAAAAACAAGCUGCAUUUUCUAAUAUGGUCUUUACUCAUUGUGCGAUCUCAGUAUGGGCAACUAGAUGAUGGUGCACGCUUCCAUGUUUUAUCACACUUGAUUCUCGAAACUAUCAUAUAUGGCAAGUCCAUGCUUGUUACUAAUAUCUUGGGCAGAGAUGAUUCUAUUGAAGUCAACAGCAAUAAGGAGGCUGGGUUCAUUCUCAGUUUUAUACAGAAGGAUCGUGUUCUUGCCACGGCUGCUUAUGAGGUUAAGCAUAUGCAUGCUGUUCAGGCUGAUCGCUUAAGGAAGCUGCAAAAACUAAACUCUAAACUUAACGAGCGUUCUACUAAAGAGACACAACUAGUGCAGAUUGUUAAUGAUCAGAUACAUUUCUCCAUCACUUCUGCACUUUCCACAGAUGACAGUAGAAAAGCAGCUUUUGAACUUGCUUUUGAUGAGGAUCAGCAAAUUGUUGCAGAUAAAUGGAUACAUAUUUUCCGUGCUCUGAUUGAUGAGAGGGGACCGUGGUCUGCAAACCCUUUUCCGAAUGAUGCUGUGACUCACUGGAAACUUGAUAAAACAGAAGAUAAAUGGCGACGGAGGUUCAAGCUCAAGCGGAAUUACAUGUUUGAUGAACGUCUUUGCCAACCUUCAUCCUCUAGGAAUGAAAUUACAGAGCCAUUUUUUGACCAACCAUCUUUUAGCACCAAAGUUCCUGAGAAAAUGAAGCGAUUCCUUUUGAAAGGGGUGCGAGGAAUCACAGAUGAUAGUGGCUAUGGAUCAUUUGAGGACACUAAUGGUACAAGUGAAUCUUUCCAGAGUCCUUCAGAGAACCAAAACCAUAAUAAUGCCUCAGAUUCCUCAGAUCAUCGCACUGCUGUUCAGAAUAAGAGAGAGACAUCAUCUACGAGUGCAGAUAAUGAUUUUACCAAGGUGCUAUGUUCAGUUCAUUGUGUUCUUGUAACCCCAAAGAGGAAACUGGCAGGGCAGUUAAAUAUCACACGAACUGUUCUACAUUUUUCUUUUGAUUUUUUGGUUGAAGGGACUGGAGGAUCAUCUGUUUUCAGCAAAUUCAAAGAUAAGAAAGAUUCUGACAGGAAGAAUGAGCUGGGCGGUGCGGAGAGACUUUAUGGUUGCCGAGACAGUUUGAUUAGAAUCAAUGGCGGCUUGAUGCAAAACCAAUCUAAUAAAAUCAAACAUCACAGGAGGUGGAAUAUAGCCAAAAUAAAAGGUGUUCACUGGACACGCUAUCUACUACAGUAUACUGCAAUGGAGAUAUUCUUUGAUGAUUCAAAUGCACCUAUAUUUUUAAACUUCUCCUCCCAAAAGGAUGUUAAAAGUGCUGGGUCUCUCUUAGUUUCCCUCAGGAAUGACGCCUUGUUUCCUAAAGGAAGUAUUAAAGACAAAAAUAGUGUCAUUUCAUUUGUUGACAGGCGAGCUGCACAUGAAAUUGCUGAGAAUGCCAAGGAAAGAUGGCGAAGGAGGGAACUCAGUAAUUUUGAGUAUCUAAUGAUUCUUAAUACCCUUGCUGGACGAUCUUACAAUGAUUUAACUCAGUACCCUAUAUUUCCAUGGGUUGUGGCUGAUUAUGCCUCAGAAAAUCUAGAUUUCAACAAGUCAUCUACUUUUAGGGAUCUCUCAAAGCCAGUUGGUGCUUUGGAUGAGAACCGAUUUAAGGCUUUUGAAGAUAGAUAUCUUAAUUUCUGCGAUCCUGAUAUACCGAGUUUUUAUUAUGGAUCUCACUACUCUAGCAUGGGAAUCGUUCUUCAUUACCUUCUCAGGCUCGAACCUUUUACAACCCUGCAUCGUAGCCUUCAGGGUGGCAAGUUUGACCAUGCAGAUCGUCUUUUCCAGAGCAUUGAUAGCGCUUACAGAAACAGCUUAUCAAAUACAAGUGAUGUCAAAGAGCUUAUUCCUGAAUUCUUCUAUAUGCCUGAGUUUCUUGAAAAUUCAAAUUCAUAUCAUCUUGGUAUUAAGCAGGAUGGUGAACUUUUAGGUGAUGUUGCUCUCCCUCCAUGGGCGAAGGGUUCUUCAGAAGAAUUCAUUCACAUCAACAGAGAAGCACUUGAAAGUGAAUAUGUGAGCUCUAAUCUUCAUCACUGGAUUGAUCUCAUAUUUGGGUACAAGCAGCGGGGACAGCCUGCCGUUGAGGCAGCAAACAUAUUUUACUAUGUGACAUACGAAGGCGCAGUUGAUCUAGAAAACAUGGAUGACAUGUUACAGAAAUAUGCUAUUGAAGAUCAGAUUGCGAAUUUUGGACAGACACCUAUCCAGAUUUUUCGCGUGAAACAUCCAAGAAGAGGGCCUCCUGUCCCAAUUGCCCAUCCACUGUAUUUUGCACCACAGUCCAUAACGUUAACUUCAAGUGUUUCUAGCACAAUCAGCCACAUGUCUGCUGUACUAUUUAUUGGCUUGUUGGAUAACACAAUUAUACUGAUGAAUGAGGGACUCAUAUUAUCAGUGAAGCUGUGGUUGACAACACGGAUGCAGUUAGGUGGAAAUUUCACCUUUUCUGGACCACAGGAAAAUUUCUUUGGGGUUGGUUCAGAUAUUAUCUCCCCUCGUAAAAUUGGCACUUUCCUGGCUGAGAACGUCAAAUUUGGAAGACAGUUCCUAGCAACUCUGCAAAUUAACAGUGACAAAUAUUUGAUUUUAUGUGGAAAUUGGGAAAACAGUUUCCAGAUAAUUUCUCUCUGUGAUGGAAGAAUUGUGCAGAGCAUCAGGCAGCAUAAAGAUGUUGUUGGCUGUGUUGCUGUUUCAUCCGAUGGAAACGUGGUUGCAACUGGAAGUUAUGACACAACUGUUAUGAUCUGGCAUGCAUUUCGAGGCAGACCAAGUGAGAAAAAAAUGAGGACUGCAAAUUUUGAAAUUUCGGAAAAUGAUCACAUUAUAUUGGAAAGGCCUGUUCAUAUCUUGUGCGGUCAUGAUGACAUCAUAACAUGCUUAUUUGUUAGCACGGAACUGGACAUUGUUGUCAGUGGUUCGAAAGAUGGAACUUGUAUUUUCCAUACACUGCGUGAAGGGAGAUAUGUCAGAUCCAUUCGGCAUCCUUCUGGUCUUGGUUUAUCAAAAUUGGUGGCAUCACGACAUGGAAGGGUGGUAUUGUAUUCUGAAAUUGACCUAUCCUUGCACCUGCAUUCUAUCAAUGGUUAUUAGCAGAAAAAUACACCAGUUCUCGUGCUCAUGCAUAAUGUACAUAACGUGGAGCGAGAUUGAGGGGACAUGGAUUCUCAAGAAGCCCUGCUGACGACGAUCCAUGAGCAACCAAGCUGACAGUAGUGAAACUAACAUGCAUGAGGAACACCGAUUAGCGGAGUACCACAUUUGAUUUUCAGGGUAGACAAUAGCAACUGACACUUACAUCGGUAUGGCACACUACCACUCCUGUUGUUGUGUAGUGGAGGGGUGGUUAUCAGGGUUAGCCUAGCCUCAGCAUGAUUUGCCUGUAUGUAUUAGACGUCAGUGCUAUGUAUACACCAAACUCCACACUGUGGUAGAGAGGGUAUUCUACAUUCCUAGCAAUCUGGAAAGUGUACAAAUCAUUCAAGAUCAGCAGUUCUCAUGGUUCUAGAAAAUUCUAGAAUGGAUUAUUGAUGUCAGCCUUAAAAAAAAUCGACACUGAAACUUGAAAGGUGCUCUUGAACAGUGUCUAGAUUGAUUUCUCAAAAAAAAAAACCCAAAAUCAAAAUCAUUAAAAAAACAGUGUCUAGAUACGAAUCCCUUUUCACUAUUGCAUUGGUUCUUAUGAGACCUUCAAAUCCGGGCCCCAAUUGUAUUUGUCAGCCACAUUCUUCUUCUAUUGCAUUUUGCACCGAUGUAUGCACUGCAAAUUUUAGACUGCUGUGUAUUGUGUUUUUACAUAAGUGUGUAUUGUAUUUCUACACUAAUGUGUACUACAUUUAUGGACAGUAGUUACUACUUCCUUUGUCUCAAAA
This is a messenger RNA of Hordeum vulgare subsp. vulgare (domesticated barley), 10374 nucleotides long. RefSeq names its product BEACH domain-containing protein B-like. The transcript is spliced from 40 exons. Bases 293 to 9595 code for a protein of 3100 amino acids. The record is from RefSeq and is a predicted model, not a curated record. Lineage: Eukaryota; Viridiplantae; Streptophyta; Magnoliopsida; Poales; Poaceae. Gene Ontology annotation, molecular function: protein binding.